GUAAUUAAUGCUUGAUUUGUGAAAGGAGGUGGAAACAAAGGAGAUAAGAGAGAAGAUAAAAGUGGUGAAAUGUAUGUUGGGGUCAAUGGAAGAUGGAGAAAUAAGCGUGUCAGCAUACGACACUGCAUGGGUUGGUCUGGUGAAAGAUGUUAAUGGCGGAAAUGCCCCUCAGUUCCCUUCGUGUCUUGAAUGGAUAGCCAAUAAUCAGCUUCCAGAUGGUUCUUGGGGUGAUGCUAAUUACUUUUCACCCCGUGACCGUCUUCUUAAUACCCUCGCCUGUGUUAUUGCAUUCACUAAAUGGAAUUUGCACCCCGAAAUGUGUCACAAGGGGCUCACAUUCUUUAAGGAAAAUCUAAGCAAGAUUCAAGAUGAGAGUGCCGCAGAAGAUCUAGUUGGUUUUGAAUUUACUUUACCUUCUCUUCUUGACUUGGCUCGAAGUAUGAAUAUUGAAGUGCCAGAUGAUUCUCCUGUCUUGAAAGAAUUAUCAGCUAUGAGAGAUCUCAAGCUCAAAAGAAUACCAAUAGAGAUGUUGCAUAAAGUGCCCACAUCACUACUCUAUAGUUUGGAGGGAAUAAUGGUAAACUUGGACUGGAAACAACUUUUGAAGUUGCAGUCAAAAGAUGGUUCAUUCUUAUUCUCGCCAGCAUCCACAGCCUACGCUUACAUGCAGACCAAAGAUGAAAAUGCUCUCAAGUAUCUCCACAACACUGUUCACGUUUGUAAUGGGGCAGGUAAUUAACAACAGUACCUAUAUA
This is a messenger RNA of Arachis ipaensis, 755 nucleotides long. NCBI's taxonomy places the organism in Eukaryota, Viridiplantae, Streptophyta, Magnoliopsida, Fabales, Fabaceae. The record is from RefSeq and is a predicted model, not a curated record.